This is a messenger RNA of Chanos chanos (milkfish), 2919 nucleotides long. It is a transcript of the gene hmmr, whose product is annotated as hyaluronan-mediated motility receptor (RHAMM). The record is from RefSeq and is a predicted model, not a curated record. The coding region runs from base 1 to 2919 and encodes 972 amino acids. Lineage: Eukaryota; Metazoa; Chordata; Actinopteri; Gonorynchiformes; Chanidae. Gene Ontology annotation, cellular component: membrane. Gene Ontology annotation, molecular function: hyaluronic acid binding. The transcript has 21 exons.
AUGUCUUUUUCAAGAGCGCCAUUAAAAAGAUUCAAUGACCAUGUCGGUUGUGCACCUCCACCUGGUACAUAUGAUGUGAAAGCGGGAGACGUCAAGGGUGCAGCGUCGUUUCACAAAGCGGAACGUUUCAAGUCAUCCAAAUCGAUAGUUCCACCAUCGCCUUCAAAGGAUGUAUUUGUGUCUCCGGUACGUCGGACCAUGUCUGUUGAUGGUUUGACGGAUGGAUCGAGCGUCAAGAAGGACAAGACUGCAUUGACAAUCCAAAUGAAACAACAGAGGCUUCUAGAGAAAGAGAUUAGAUCACUGGUACAGCAGAGAGGAGAACAGGACCGCAGGCUCCUGGCCCUGGAGGAGGAGCUGAGAAAGCUGGAGGCGAAACUGCUCGCCGCUGUUAGGGAGAAAACAGGGCUGGCGGCCAAUGUGGCCUCCUUGGAGAGGCAGUUAACUGAGCUUAAGAAGGCCAAUGAGUUCCUCAAAACAAAAGUCUCUGCUGAUACCACGAAAAAGAAAAUCAACACACUCUCUAUGGAGCUCAUGGAAGCAAGAAAUAAACUGGAUGCCAAAGACAAGGAGCUAAGUUUUCUCCAGAUAAGCUCUGAGAGUCAAGUUAAGGUGCUACAGGCAGAUCUGGAAGCUUCCAGGCUCACCCUCAGUGCUCUUAAGGAGAGGAACAAAGAUCUGGAGGACCUACAUCAAGAGACGAAGGCUCAAAAUGAGGCACUUGAGAAUGAGGUGGACAAACUGCAUGCUGUAAUCCAGGAGCUGAGAGAGGAGAUCAAGGCUCUUCAGGGUUACCUCGAUACAGCAAAUGAAGAAAUUCAGGAUCUGCGUAUGAAGGCACAGGAUGCAUCUAAAAUGGAGCGACGUGUUUCUGAUUCCCAAGAGAGACUGAGUGAUGUGGAGCAGAAACUGGAGCAGCGCACUGCCGAACUGCAAGAGUCACAGAACAAACUUAAGGAGAAGGAGCAAGAGUUGGAGAAAUGUCAACGAGACCUCCAGGCCUCCCAGAGAGUUCUGGAGGACCGGGAUACAGAGCUGAGACAGCGUGAGAAGGAUCUAGAAGCUUCUCAGAAUUCGCUGAGGGAGCUUGAGAAACAGAUGGAGCGUGGCACUCAGGAGCUCCAGGACUCCCAGAGUGUGGUGAGGCAGCAGGAACAGGAGGUGGCUCGCGUGAGGGAGGUCCUGAGGAGAACUGAGGAGGAGCUGGAUCAGCGCGUGGCUCUCCUCGGGGAACGCUGUGUCAUGCUGGAGGAAGAACGAAGUAGGACUCAGGAGGAGGGUUGGAGAAGGGUGCAGGAGCUGAAAGCAGAGAUUACCUCCCUGGAGAAGAGCAGUAAGACUGAGAGAGAAGCUCAUGAGGUGUUGAAACAGGAACACUCAUCUCUGACUGAGCAAUUAGAGAAAGAGAAGGCUCAUGCUACAUCCCUGGAGAGCUUGCUGGAGCACAUGCGCGAUGAUACAGAGGCCGAGAGAAAGCAGCUGGAAGGAGAGCUGGAGGAGGCACUGGAGGAGUUGUCAGAGCUGGAGGCGCAGGAGCAGCACAGCGAAGAGGCCAUCCAGCGCCUCCAGCAGAAGAACCAGGAGCUUGAGAAAGAGCUCGCCGACGUCCGCGCUCUUCUGGAAGGGUCUGUCGCCGAGAUGCGGAGUUUGGAGGAGGCGCAUUCAGUAGCAAUGAAGAACUUGAAGGAGGAGUACAGCUGCUCGCUGGGGAAGAUUGGAGACUUGGCCACUGAGCUGGAGAGCGUCAGACAGUCUAUGAGCGAAAAGGGAGAUCAGGCCGACGCCCGCAUCCAGCAGCUGCAGGAGGAAGUGACCAGACUCACCCAACAGCUGGACCAGGACAGGCAGAGUCACACCAGCCAUCAGCAGAGUCAGGAGAAGGCGCGAGAGGAGUACGCCAGGAUGCUGCUGGAGGUGCAGACUAAGCUAGCUCAGAGGGACGAGGAGCUGAGGAGAGCCACGGAGGCCCACGGCGCUGAGCUGAGCCGUUUACAGGAGGAGGCACAGCAGGAGAGGGAGGAGAAACAACGGGCCCUCGCGCAGCUGGAGCGAGAGCUGAGGAGGCGGGACUCGCUGGAAGGUCGCUCGGAGGAGGCUCAGAAGCUGCGGGAGCAGGUGGAGGAGCUGGGGAGGGAGAAGGCUGAUCUGCAGGGGCAGGUGGAGAAGGUGGAGCAGGAGAAGAGGAGUUUUCAGAAACAGGCAGAGCAGUGGGAAACCGAACUCCAGGAGCUCCAGACACGCCUGGAGGAGGAGAAGGUGGACCUCCACAGACAGCUCGCUGAGGCACAGCAGAGGAGCUCUCCUGAUACUGAGAUAAAGCACUGGAGGACAUUGUAUGAGGAACUUUAUGCCAAAGUCAAACCUUUCCAGGAGCAGCUGGACAGCUUUGCUAUGGAGAGGAACGCUCUGCUGAAUGAGAAAGGAGCCACGCAGGAGGAGCUGAACAAACUGGCGGACGCCUACGCCCGUCUACUGGGCCAUCAGAACCAGCGGCAGAAGAUCAAACACGUGGUCAAACUCAAAGAAGAGAACUUUGAACUUAAACAGGAAGUGUUUAAGCUGAGGGCUCAGGUCACCAAGCAGAGAAAAGAACUGGACCAGUUUCGGUCCAGUCAGGCGCCUCGCAAGUUUGACCCCAGCAAAGCUUUCAAACACGACCACAAAGAGAACCAGCGACCUGCUGCUGCCGCCGCUGCCCUCAGACAGGACCGCUGGACCGGACACUGCGGGGGAGGGGUGGUUCUGACCGGCUACCUGAGGUUGGGAGGAUCCAAGUGGAUCUCUUACGGGGGACUGGUUAAGUUCUUUCUCAGAGGACAGACCUUUCCCAUCCCCGGCGAGCACUGCGUCACCGCCUCCUCACCCGAACUUCCUCAGUUUGGAUUCUUCAACAUUUCCCAGUCGUGGACACGAGGCUAA